Camellia sinensis is the source of this 3816-nucleotide messenger RNA. Lineage: Eukaryota; Viridiplantae; Streptophyta; Magnoliopsida; Ericales; Theaceae. The record is from RefSeq and is a predicted model, not a curated record.
AUGUCUUGUGGUGGUGGAGGAGGAGGAACAGCAAUUGAAGAGAGACAUAAGGAAGGAAAAACAAAAAUGAUUGGUUUGGACCAAAUCCUUAGCAAAUCUUCGUCCCUAAUCACAGGAGGCUGCAAAAUAGCCUGGAAGCACAUUGGCUAUGUGAUUGACUACAAGAAGAACAUUGAAAAUCUCCUAAACGAAACCGAAAAAUUUGAAAAUGAGCUAACAAGGAUCGAUGGAAGGGUCGAGAGAGCCAAACACAUUGGUCUAAUCCCCGAGGCUGACGUUCUGCAGUGGAUAGCGUCAGCAAAGGGGAUCAAAGGAGAUGUGGAGGCAUUACUGGUAGAAGCAACAAGAGAAAACAUGUGGUGCCUCAAAUGUUGUCCGAAUGUUUCUCAGCGUUACAAGCUAGGCAAGGAAUCCAAAGUGAAGACGGCUAGUGUCAUUAGGGUAAAAACACUGUUUAAAACAAUUGAAGAGAGACAUAAGGAAGGAAAAACAAAAAUGAUUGGUUUGGACCAAAUCCUUAGCAAAUCUUCGUCCCUAAUCACAGGAGGCUGCAAAAUAGCCUGGAAGCACAUUGGCUAUGUGAUUGACUACAAGAAGAACAUUGAAAAUCUCCUAAACGAAACCGAAAAAUUUGAAAAUGAGCUAACGGGAAGGGUCGAAAGAGCCAAACGCAAUGGAGAAAUCCCCGAGGCUGAUGUUCUGCAUUGGAUAGAGUUAGCGAACGGGAUCAAAGGAGAUGUGGAGGCAUUACUAGUAGAAGCAACAAGCGAAAACAUGUGGUGCCUCAAAUGUUGUCCGCAUGUUUCUCAGCGUCACAAGCUAGGCAAGGAAUCCAAAGAGAAGACAGCUAGUGUUAUUAGUCACAAAGACACCGGCAGACAGUAUAUGACAAUAGAAGUGGCAUGGCAUGCACCUGCUUUGAAAUUUGGGAACAAUUUCUCUCAAGGUUACGUGGCUUUUGAUUCAAGAGAAGAGAUCUUUGAGGAGAUCAUGAAAGCGUUGGCCGAUCCUUGCAUUAAAAUGAUUGGUCUAUACGGACCAGGCGGUGUUGGCAAGACCACAAUGGCAACAGAGGUUGGCAAGCUAGCAAAGCAAAAUGAGCUAUUUGAUGAUGUUGUGAUGGCAACUAUCUCCCAAACCCUGAAUGAGAAAGCUGUUAAAGAAAAACUAGCGCUCCAAUUGGGACUAACACUAGAUGGACACGCAUAUCAACUAUAUCAUAGAUUGAACAAUGGGGAAAGGAACCUCGUAAUAUUGGACGAUGUUUGGAAACCACUUGAUUUGGCGGACAUUGAAAUUCCAAUUACUGAUGGUAAUAAGGGCUGCAAAGUUGUGAUAACAUCACGGAAAAGAGGUUUGUGCCAAAAUAUGUCAGUGCCAGUCAAUCAGAACGAUUCCUUGAAUGGAGUCAUAGCGAUGCCAAAAGCAUGGACCAAAGAGUUCAUGAUAGGAGUCUUACGAGAGCCAGAAGCAUGGGCCCUAUUUAAGAAAGUCGCCGAAAAAUUUCUGUGGAAUCUGAAAUCCCUUCUAAAGCAAAGGAAGUGUGUGACAAAUGUGGAGAUAAAAGAAAUUGCGGAUAUCGAUCAAAAUUUGUUAAUCUCAUUAAAUUGGAGCUAUGAUCGUCUAGAGCCCAGGGAUGCACGGUCAUGCUUCUUGCUCUGCUCUUUGUUUCCAGAAGAUGCUGAGAUUUCAAUUGACGAAUUGGUGAGAUACAGCAUUGGGAUGGGGUUACUUGAUGAAAACCUAAAUAUAUUUGAUGAAGUAAGAGAUAGAGUACUUGCGAUGGUUGAUGUCCUCAAAACAUCUUGUUUGUUGUUAGAUGACACACAUGAAAGUGUGGUCAAAAUGCAUGAUAUUAUUCGAGAUGUCGCUAUAUCGAUCUCAGAAGAUGAGAAAAGAUAUCUAGUAAAACAUGGUAUCGAGAAGUGGCCAGAGAAAAGCAAAUAUGAACACUACUCGGCAAUCUCAUUAAGGUUCACUGCAACUAUUCAUGAGUUUCCCAAUGAGUUGGACUGUAGAGGACUCCAUACCUUGGUGUUAAAGUGCGACAAUGACUCACCAACAGAUUUUCCAAACAAUUUUUUCAAUGGAAUGGAAAACAAUCUUGAAGUCCUAGAUCUGAGUGAAAUGCCUAUAAAGAGCCUGCCAUCAUCACUUCUGACAUUAGUUAAGCUUCGGAUGUUAUGUCUAAAUGUCGGCCGAUUGAUGAGAGACAUAGCUUUAUUGGAGAGUUUAAGGAACCUUGAGAUACUUAGCCUUCAACAUAUGGAAAAGGUUCUGCUUCAUGAUGAAGAUGGAACAGGGUUUUCUGAACUACAGUAUCUUGAAGUCGAAGAAUCUGAUGAUGUUGAACAUUUUCUUGGCACACCAGAAAGGUUUCUAGAAUCUCAACCACAAAUUCCACCAGGUUCUUUUUGUAACUUGUGUGAAUUGCGUCUUGGAAAUUGUCAAUUUAAAUUUCUCUUCACACACUCCAUUGCAAGAGGUCUUGAGCGACUCCAACAUCUAGAAAUAGAACACUGCGAGGAUAUGGAAGAAAUUAUUAGAAAUGAAACACAAGGAGAUGAGGAGGAAAUUAUUUUUCAUCAUUUAAAAAAAAUGGUGUUAAAGAACUUACCCAACCUUAGAAGCUUCUAUUCGAGUAUGAAAAACACUUCAACAACAGAGGCAAACAAUUCUAACUCUUCACGACCUCUCUUUUGUGAAAAGGUGGCAUUUCCUUCCCUGGAGGACUUGGAAAUCAGUAAUGUAGGAAACAUAUCAGGGAUAAUAGGGGACAACCAAUUAAAACUCCAAGUCCAACAAGAAGAGAAUGAAUCAUUUUGGCAACUAAGGAACCUACCGCGUCUCCGAGAUCUACGUAUAUUCCGAUGCUCCAAACUGAAAGCAAUAAUAGUAACUAAUAAGGAAAGAGGGGCCCACAAUAAGCCUCUUAUUUUUUUUGAACUGCGUUCUCUAAAGCUUUCUGGGUUAUAUAAUCUCAAGAGUAUCUGUGACUAUUGUGGACCUGAAGGAGAAGAGGGAAUAGAAAUUCCAGAACCACUACCCCUCUUUAAUGAAAAGGUUGUGUUUCCUUGCUUGAAAGAAUUGACAAUUUGGGGCGUGGGCAACUCUGAACAGAUAUGGAUAAGCACACCUCCCACCAACUCCUUCAACAAACUAGCAAGUUUAUCUGUGGGUUGGUGCGACGAAUUACUGUAUGUUGCUCCAUCAGAACUACUUGGAAGUUUGCAGAAUCUACAAUCACUUGAGAUAAAAUAUUGUUCGUCCCUAAAAGAGAUAUUCAAAACCAGAGAAUCAAAUGUAAGGGAAGGAAUAGUUUCAAGAGAUGAAGCAACAAGCGAACAAAUUGAAAUUAUUUCUGUGCUCCCUCAAUUAGAAAGGGUUUCCCUUGAACAAUUACCAAACCUGAUAAGCUUUUGCUCUGGGUAUAAAUUGCCACCAUCAGUACAAUUGUCAAUACAAGAAUGCCCUCCAUUCCAAUGAAGAGGUGAUUCAAUAUUGAGAUAUGUUCAAACAAGGUUAGCUCUGCCUUUCCGCGGAGUUUCAGAUUAUCAAAGAAAAAUUGGUUCAUUAUCAUCUUAUGUUAGCUAGUUCAUCACAAAUAUGCUGAAUGAGGGUUAUUUGUUCAUUUGGAUGUGUCAAAAAUGAUUUUAUUUUUAUUUUUUUUGAUUGAAGAUUUGCUUGGUUUGGGCUACAUAAUAAGUAUGUAAAUCUAAGAGACCAUUUGAUUAUGUGUACUACUAUAUAUUGUUAUGAACCAUGGUUGUGUAUGCUGGUGUUGGAUUUGAAAAAUAUUAUUGUGUGGACUAAUAU